Messenger RNA from Sugiyamaella lignohabitans, 2256 nucleotides. It is a transcript of the gene APL6, whose product is annotated as Apl6p. Lineage: Eukaryota; Fungi; Ascomycota; Dipodascomycetes; Dipodascales; Trichomonascaceae. Gene Ontology annotation, biological process: intracellular protein transport; vesicle-mediated transport. The record is from RefSeq and is a predicted model, not a curated record. The transcript has a single exon. Bases 1 to 2256 code for a protein of 751 amino acids. Gene Ontology annotation, cellular component: membrane coat.
AUGGCUAAAGGAAAGAAUGCUGCAGAAUUCUUUGCGGAUGUGAUUAAGAACGUGGCUUCUAACAGUCUGGAGACGAGGAAGCUGGUAUAUAUCUACCUUUUAAGAUAUGCUGAUUUUGAACCAGAUUUGGCUCUGUUAUCAAUCAACACAAUCCAGAAAUCUUUGAGCGAUCAGAAUCCUGUUAUUAGGGCAUUAGCUGUCCGCGUUAUUUCUGCCCUGAGGUUACCUGUUAUUGCCCCUAUAGUUCAGCUGGCAAUCAAACAAUGCUGUAAUGAUCUGUCGCCCACCGUAAGAAGAGCCACUGUUCAAGCUAUUGGAAAGUGCUACGACCUAGAUCCAUCUACAGGGACCAAUUUGAUAGAAUCCUUGACAAAAAUGCUUUCUGACCGAGACCCAUUAGUCUUAAGCUCUGCCCUUGUCACCCUUGGAAAAUACUUUCCAGAUAGGCUAGAUUUAUUGCAUCGACCAUUCAGAAAUAUUUGCAGAAUAUUACCUCAACUAGAUGAAUGGAGUCAGGUGGUAGUUUUGGAACUUCUCACGCGCUAUUCAAGAAUAUACUUGGCUAAGCCCAGAGUGUUUGCUUCCAAUGGCAGAAGCUCUGAACUUAAACAAGUUGAGGAUGAGGAUAUUUUCGGAGCUAGUGAUACUCCUGAAGAUGGUCAACGUUCGGUAGUGCUUGAUCCAGAUAUGGAACUGUUAUUCAAAUCUGCGAGUGCUCUUUUGUUCAGCCGUAAUGGCGCUGUCAUUCUUGCAGUCGCCAAGCUAUACUUCUAUCUUGGAACUAGGGAGACUUUUAGCGAACUAGAGGUAGCAGAGCCAGUGGUUAGAUUGCUUAGAAGUGAUUCGUCGGUGCAGUAUAUUGCACUCAUGAAUAUUAGAACAAUGGCUAUGACUAGAACAAAAAGUUUUGUUCCAUUUUUACCGUACUUUCAUGUGCUUCCAAGUGAUAAUGCUGUAAUCACCAAGCUAAAACUUGAAAUUCUCACUCUUUUGGUUGAUGAAAAAACUGUUGAUACAGUUCUGUCAGAUAUCAAAUUUUACGCGACUACUUCGAACAAUCCCAAAGUUGUGGCCAAUGCUAUGCAAGCUUUGGCUAGGUGUGCGUUAAGCUUUCCAUCUCAUUCUCGAAGAAUUCUAGCAUGGUUAUUUCAUCAGAUUGGAUGUGAGAAACCGAUUGUUGUCAGCGAAACUCUGACUUCAAUUCGGGUCUUGAUCCAGAAUGACCCUACGAAUCACAUUUCGACAGUCGCUAGACUAGCUGCUUGUCUAGACCAAGACUUAGUAGCCAAUGCCAAGGCUAGUAUAAUAUGGCUUGUGGGAGAAUUUGCUGGACUUGCAUAUGAGAUAACACCUGAUGUCUUUCGAAAAUGUACAAAAACAUUUGCACUUGAAGAUGAAAAUGUGAGGUAUCAAAUAAUAGUUCUCGCUGCUAAAAUCUACUCGUACCACUUAGAUCGACAAAAAUCGACAGAAAUGUCUGAGGAAACAGAGACUGAUCUGAGAAAUCGGAGAAGCAAUGAAGUUAUUCCUAAACUAUUUUCGCAUGUCAUGCACUUGGCUCGUUAUGAUUCUUCUUAUGACAUUAGAGACCGAGCACGUAUGUUCUCAGCCUUACUUAACUCAAGUAUUAAUAACGACAUAGCUUUUUUGGUUCUCCAGGCUCCUAAACCUCUACCAAUUAUCUCGAUCAAGGAAAAGCUACUUGGCUUAGAAUCUGAUCAAAAGGCAUCAUUGAAUAGCACCCCCAUUGGCAGGCUCCAUUUGGGAUCUGUCAGUCUUAUCCUAGGGCAUUCGGUCGAUGGAUACCAGCAGUUGCCAUCAUGGACUCCAGUCGAUCACCUUAUCGACCCAUCGAUCCGUGAUGAAGAAGAAAACAAGGAAGAUGGUAUCACACCGUUUUCCAAUACUACCAAGCAAUACCGGCAAAGCCCACCAAUAACUUCUCUCUCAAGCAAGACUUAUCGAGAACCGGAAUCACAUGGUCUACGGACAAAUGGUAAAAGACUAACUCAACAAACUUUGGACGAAUUUUUAGGUGACGUCAAGGUGGCUAGUGAGCAUGGCGAUGAGAGUGAAGAAAGUGAAGAAAGUGAGGAAAGCGAAGAGAGUGAUGAGGAUGAGAGUGAGGGGGAUGGCUCAGAUGAAAGCAAUGAAGGGGACAGUAACGAGGACGUAAGUGCAAGUGAGCAAGAUGGUGAAAACGAAGAGCAAGAAAGCGAUAGCUCCAAUGACGAGACAUCAAGGAUGAUCAGAUAG